Molecule: messenger RNA, 351 nt
Organism: Spirometra erinaceieuropaei
Lineage: Eukaryota; Metazoa; Platyhelminthes; Cestoda; Diphyllobothriidea; Diphyllobothriidae
Source: the annotation of a GenBank genome assembly
AUGUCAGUCGCGGAUGCCCUCAGAGAGCAAGAAGAAAUGUUCCAGAAGGCAUUCGAGAUUCAAGAGGCGGAAGAACUGGAGCAGCAGGAUGAAGAAAAGAAGGAGAAAAAACCAAGAAAGAAGAGCAAAGAAAACAAGGGCGGUAAGAAAAAGAAGAAGAAGGAGGAGGAGGCUGAAGGUGCUGAAGACGUACCCAAUCCACCGCAAGAGCAGCCAGUCGAAGAAACUUUGCCGGAGGCCAAGGAGGAAGAAGAUAAUACUGGAAAGAAGAAGAAAAAGAAAAAGGGCAAAAAGCAAAAGGGAAAGGAGACCAAUGAAAAUGUGGAGGCGCAGGAGGACGAAUUACCCUAA